CCCUUCAUCAAGCACCGGUGCUUCUUGUCCUCAGGCAUCAGCAGAUAGCUCAGGCAGAUUCUGAGCAGCAAACCAGCCUUUGCAGGUCAGCUGGGCAGCACUCUGCUGACAACGAGGAGGUCUACGCACAUUGUAAUCUUUUUGUGAUGAAGGGUAUGAAUAAGGAAAAAGCAAAGAAAAUACACUUUCUCUGUCACAACAAACUACUACGGCUGCCAAUUGUGGUGUGCAGGUGCUGAAUACCAAGUCAGUUGCCGGGAAGCAAAGCAAAGGAACCAGGUGAUGCUUCCACCGGGGUUAUGCUUCCAUAUAUAGGUCUCUUUCACCUUUGUUUGAGUCAGAGGAGGAAGGUUUCUGAAGAGCACAGUAGCCUGAACUACAGCCAUUCAGAAGAGCUGAGAAGCACACAGUAACCAUGAGUGAGACCACGAAGAACUCCUUGGAGAACAGCCUAUGGCGACUGAAAUGCCAUUUCACCUGGAACUUAUUAGAGGGAGAAAAUUCCUUGGAUGAUUUUGAAGAUAGAGUGUGUAACCAGACCGUGUUUCAGAGCAGCAGAUUCAAAGCCACCAUGUACAACUUGUUGGCCUACAUAAAACACCACAGAGGCCAAAACGAGGCAGCCCUGGAAUGCUUACGGCAAGCUGAAGCCGUAAUCCAGCGAAAGCACGCUGACCAAGCAGAAAUCCGAAGUGUGGUCACCUGGGGAAACUACGCCUGGGUCUACUAUCACAUGGGCAGACUCUCAGAAGCUCAGGUUUAUGUAGACAAGGUGAAACACGUGUGUGAGAAGUUUUCCAGCCCUUAUAGAAUUGAGAGUCCUGAGAUAGAUUGUGAGGAAGGGUGGGCACAACUGAAGUGUGGAAGAAAGAACACUGAAAGGGCGAAGGUGUGUUUUGAGAAGUGUCUGGAGAAGAACCCGAAGAACCCAGAAUUCAUUUCGGGACUGGCGAUCUCAAGCUACCGUCUGGAUAAACGGCCACCACCUCAGAAUCCCAUUGAUGUCCUGCAGCAAGCCAUUCAGCUGAAUCCUGACGAUCCUGACAACCAGUAUGUUAAAGUGCUCCUGGCUCUGAAGCUGCAGAAGAUGAACGAGGAAGGUGAAGGACAGAGGUUAGUCGAAGAAGCUGUGGAGAAAGCCCCGCAUGCCACCGAUGUACUUCGUGCUGCCGCAAUGCUGUAUCGAAGACAGAAUGACCCGGACAAAGCAAUAGACCUGUUUAAAAAGGUUCUAGAAUACAUGCCAAACAAUGCCUACCUGCAUUGCCAAAUUGGGACAAGUUAUAGGGCAAAAGUCCAUGAGUAUCAGAAUGCAGGAGAGAAUGGGAAAAGAGAGGAGUUGCAGGAACUAAUAGGACAAGCUAUAAGUCAUUUAAAGAGAGCUGAUGAGCUCAAUGGAAAUCUCAUCCACAUCUGCUCCCAUCUGGCCUGCCUCUAUGCACAGGUAGGUCAGUAUGAAGAAGCAGAAUAUUACUUCCAAAAAGAAUUAAGCAAAGAGCUUUCGCCUGUAGACAAACAAGUGCUCCAUCUGCGAUAUGGCAACUUUCAGUUGUAUCAGAUGAAGUGUGACAACAAGGCCAUCCACCAUUUUAUGGAGGGUGUGAAAAUAAACCAGGAGUCAAAGGAGUCAGAAAAAAUGAAAAACAGACUGCAUAAAAUUGCCAAAACCAGGCUUUCUAAAAAUGGAGCAGAUCCUGAGGCUUUGCAUGUCUUGGCAUUUCUUGAGGAGCUGAAUGGGAAAAGGCAGCCUGCAGAAGAAACCUCCGAGAGGGGUUUGGACUCUGGAUACCUUGUCCCUUCAGCAUCUUUAACUGAGGAAUGAGGAAUCGGGAUAUGGUGCCCAUAGUGUUACUGCUGGAAGAGAGCUGAAACCCCUCUACCAAGUUGGUAUCCAAAAUAUUUAACAACUGCUAUGGCAUAGGCAUGGACUAAGAUACUGGUCCACAGUACUGGAUCAGGAGUAUGGGAGAACUCUUUGGGGCCAAGAGUUAACACUUGAAUUGCUCAGGGAGUUCUGGGAGAGGGACUAGAUUGGGGGAUAGGCCCCAUGUCUUGGAAAAAGGGGCUAUUUCCCAACUGACCUCUCAGGAGCAGUACACUCUGUGACUUCUCUUAGUCAUCCUCCAUGGAGUGGUUUGUUUCUAUGUUUGCAUAAAGCAGAUUCCUCACAUCUGUAACAUGAUGGUCCAUUUUUGCUGUGUUUUUUCGUCCUUGGAGUCAUUUGAGAUCCUAUACAGGAAUGUGCUAUGUCCAUCCAAAGGCUGGACAACCAAAGCUUAGAUAGGGUUGUCUGUCCUCUCUUUCUCACUCUGCCUCCUCUUUCCCCCACUACAGAUAAUCCUCAAUCUAGACUGUCCCACACAACAGGAGUUCAAUUGUCCCAUUAACUGACGUAGGAACAUAGGUUGAAAAAAAGGGAAAUAUCUCGGACAAGAAAUGGAGUCAGGCAAUCAAUCACAGUACAAGAGUUUUAGGAGGCACGUGGGGAGAAUUUGGCUCCACGCUGCUUUCCCUGUAAUCGUAAUACACGUGAAGAAUUAAAAAGGGGGAGUGGGCGGGGAUGCUGUACAAUAUGCUAGAAACGAAAAGAAUACAUUUCUUUAAAGCUUGUGUGGAAAAAUGAAUGUCUCACCAGUAGGCAUAGGAACAGAAUAGUAGUAGGCAAAAGAGAGAGAGGAAUGCUGGUUUGUCAUUGUAGAUUAUAAUCAUAUGGAGAAAUUUUCACUGUCUUAGCCUCUGUCAGGAAAAUUUCUUUACAGAAAGAAAAUUUACUUUGU
Rhinolophus ferrumequinum (greater horseshoe bat) is the source of this 2777-nucleotide messenger RNA. RefSeq names its product interferon induced protein with tetratricopeptide repeats 2 (gene IFIT2). The coding region runs from base 416 to 1822 and encodes 468 amino acids. Lineage: Eukaryota; Metazoa; Chordata; Mammalia; Chiroptera; Rhinolophidae. The record is from RefSeq and is a predicted model, not a curated record. Gene Ontology annotation, biological process: defense response to virus. The transcript is spliced from 4 exons. Gene Ontology annotation, cellular component: cytosol. Gene Ontology annotation, molecular function: protein binding.